Molecule: messenger RNA, 1959 nt
Organism: Brassica napus (rape)
Lineage: Eukaryota; Viridiplantae; Streptophyta; Magnoliopsida; Brassicales; Brassicaceae
Product: probable alpha-amylase 2
Exons: 14
Coding region: 511-1752 (413 amino acids)
Biological process (GO): carbohydrate metabolic process
Molecular function (GO): alpha-amylase activity; calcium ion binding
Source: RefSeq, a predicted model, not a curated record
ACCCGAAUCAAACCAAAUUAAACCGAACACCCACCAUUCUCUCAGACCAUUGAUCAACACAAGUUUGUAGAUUUUGUCACUUAGGAAGAAAACAGAGAAAGGACAACAACCGCUGCUCACAAAAGUAUGAAACUUUCAAAAUCAUUCUUCUUCAGGAGUCAACGCGUGUCUAGAAUUUUCUAAUCAGAGGACGAAUGAGAGGAAACUCAAACAUCGUCAAUUUAUGGAAACGGAGGCGAAAAGUUUACAUCUUUCUCAGUGAGAUAGAUUCUCCACUCCAAAAAGAUUCAACCUUUUUCUGGAAGACGGUAUUGUAUUCUGCAAUUGGCUCAUCAUCUGUCUGUUAAUAAUCCUCUCCGCGGAAUCGAAUCGUCUCAACUUUGGUUUUGCUCCGAGGAUUGUUUGUUUAAAGGGACUUUGUAGAAGCACAUCAUCUCAAGAAGACAUAGCUGUGUAGCUUCUUUCUCGUCCUCUUUGGCAAUUGUUAAACUUUGAACUCAUUUCUCAGACAUGGGCUACUAUAACAAUGUCUUUGAUGGAUGCAAUGACCAAACUGAUAUCGGUGCGGUUAUGCGUAAUGGAAGGGAAGUCAUUCUCCAGGCAUAUAACUGGGAGUCUCACAAACACAACUGGUACAAAAACUUGGACGCAAAAGUUCCAGACAUCUCAAAAUCAGGCUUCACUUCCGCAUGGCUCCCACCACCAUCUCAGUCUCUCGCACCAGAAGGUUACCUUCCACAGGACCUUUACUCGCUAAACUCAGCGUACGGCUCCGAGCACCUCUUGAAAUCCUUGCUUGGCAAGAUGAAACUGUACAAAGUCAGAGCCAUGGCUGAUAUAGUCAUCAACCAUCGCAUUGGCACUACGAGAGGACACGGUGGAAUGUAUAACCGCUACGAUGGGAGCUCGCUACCAUGGGAUGAACACGCUGUUACUUCGUGUACAGGAGGAAAAGGGAAUCGAAGCACGGGAGAUAAUUUCAAUGGAGUUCCGAAUGUUGAUCAUACUCAACACUUUGUUAGGAAAGAUAUUAUUGGUUGGCUUCGUUGGUUGCGUAAUACAGUUGGGUUUCAGGACUUUCGUUUUGACUUUGCUAGAGGCUAUUCAGCUCAGUAUGUGAAGGAAUACAUAGGAGCAGCGAAACCGUUGUUCUCGGUUGGUGAAUGUUGGGAUUCUUGUAACUACAAUGGUCAUGGUCUUGACUAUAAUCAAGAUAGCCAUAGACAGCGUAUAAUCAAUUGGAUUGAUGCCACGGGACAGCGUUCAGCUGCAUUUGACUUCACGACUAAAGGAAUCCUGCAGGAAGCUGUGAUGGGACAGUAUUGGCGUUUACGUGAUGCACAAGGGAAGCCACCGGGAGUAAUGGGAUGGUGGCCUUCAAGAUCUGUCACGUUCCUUGAUAACCACGACACUGGUUCUACACAGGCUCACUGGCCGUUCCCUUCACACCAUAUUAUGGAGGGCUAUGCAUAUAUACUUACUCAUCCAGGCAUCCCAUGUGUGUUCUAUGAUCACUUCUACGAUUGGGGAAGCUCCAUUCAUGACCAGAUUGUCAAACUGAUUGAUGUUAGGAGGCGACAAGAUAUUCAUAGUAGGUCAACGAUCCGUAUUCUGGAAGCAAAGUCUAACUUAUACGCAGCCAUUGUUGGUGAGAAACUCUGCAUGAAGCUUGGAGACGCCUCUUGGUGUCCUUCUGGUAGAGAAUGGACUCUAGCAACAAGUGGCCAUCGCUAUGCCGUCUGGCACAAGUAAAAUCUUGUUGUGCACCUCUUUUACUUUUAAACCUUCCUGCUCGUCUCGAAGGUUCUGGCUUUCAGAGUCCAUAGAUAUAAUUCACUUUCUAUCCUGUAUCUUAACUAUAAAUAAUGUGAUGUCCACCACUUGCGUCUUCAUGCGCCAUAUGUUACAAGUUAUCUACAUGUUCAAUUUAUAAAGUACUGAGCACUAUUCGUCGGUUGA